This is a messenger RNA of Diaporthe citri, 744 nucleotides long. RefSeq lists its product as uncharacterized. The coding region runs from base 1 to 744 and encodes 247 amino acids. Gene Ontology annotation, cellular component: extracellular region. NCBI's taxonomy places the organism in Eukaryota, Fungi, Ascomycota, Sordariomycetes, Diaporthales, Diaporthaceae. The transcript has a single exon. The record is from RefSeq and is a predicted model, not a curated record.
AUGUACUGGGCACACUUGCUCAUCCACUUGGGGGCGGUCUACGCUGCCUCGCCCGAAACCCGCAAGCGAGACCUCGCCUCGAUCCAGUCCUCGCUCGACGCCAUCAACGUCGGCCUCCAGAGAGUCGACACAGCCGUCCUGGGCCUCGCGACGGGCACCGGCGCCUCCCUCCUCCAGCUCGGCCAGCAGGCCGUCCCGCUCCUCCAGAACGCGAGCGCCCAGAUCCGGCAGUCCGAGCCGCUCAGCCUCGAGGACUCGCUCAACCUGGCCACGACGACCCAGGCGCUGCGCCAGAACACAAACCUCACCAUCAACGACCUCAUCGCGCAGAAGCCCCUCCUGGACCAGGCCGGCUCCUCGGGGAUCGUGGCCGCGGGCCUGCAGCAGCAGCGGGACGCGAGCAACGACCUGGCCGUCGCGCUCGCCAGCAAGGUCGCACCCGACACGCCCAACGUCGUCCCCGCGCUGAACGAGCUGGCUGGCAUCUUCGACCGCGCCAUUGCGGCCUUCAGCGGCGCGGACCCCGGUGCCGCAUCACAGCUGCCGCCUGCGCCGACAUUGACCGCGGCGCCUUCCGGUGACCUCGCGCCCAUUACGCUUCCCCUCGCAACGCCGUCACCGGCGGGUGCGAUGGCGCAGCCUGUGACUGGGAUGGGUACAAUCGGCCCUGAUGGGUCGUGCAAUUGUGCGGCUGAGUGCCCAGCUGGCUCGCUAGCUGGUGCGAUGGUCAUGAGAUAUUUCUAG